Molecule: messenger RNA, 973 nt
Organism: Cucumis melo (muskmelon)
Lineage: Eukaryota; Viridiplantae; Streptophyta; Magnoliopsida; Cucurbitales; Cucurbitaceae
Product: expansin-A16
Exons: 3
Coding region: 45-803 (252 amino acids)
Biological process (GO): plant-type cell wall organization
Cellular component (GO): extracellular region
Source: RefSeq, a predicted model, not a curated record
ACAUACACAGCACAGGCUUCUUCGAGGCCUUGUAUUCUUCUGAAAUGGCUGGUUUUGUAGCUAUGAUAGUCUACUAUUUGGUCCUUCUUCAAACAUUUGAUAUCUUUGCGGCUAAGGAUGAAGAAUGGAAAUCUGGUACUGCAACAUACUCCAAAGAAACAGAUGGGUCAAUUGUUACGGAAGGUGCUUGUGGUUACGGAGACCUACAUAAGAUAAAUUAUGGAAAAUACAGCGCUGGACUGAGUAGCAUGUUGUUUAAUAGAGGAAGUACCUGUGGGGCCUGCUAUGAGCUUAGAUGUGUUGAUCACAUCUUGUGGUGCUUGCAAGGAAGCCCGACUGUCAUUCUAACAGCCACCGACUUCUGUCCUCCCAAUUACGGCUUGUCUUCCGAUUAUGGCGGGUGGUGUAAUUUUCCCAAGGAGCACUUUGAGAUGUCAGAGGCAGCAUUUGCUGAAAUAGCAGAGAAAAAAGCAGAUAUUGUGCCAGUUCAAUAUAGGAGGGUGAGGUGUGACAGAAGUGGUGGAAUGAGAUUCACAGUUAGUGGGAAUUCUCGUUUCUUUCAAGUUCUGAUUACAAAUGUUGGAAUGGAUGGAGAAUUGGUGGCAGUGAAAGUAAAAGGAUCAAGAACGGGAUGGAUACCAUUGGCAAGGAACUGGGGACAGAACUGGCAAAGCAAUGUCAAUCUUCACGGACAACCUCUCUCUUUUGAAGUUACCUCCAGCAGUGGAAGAGCACUUACUUCCUACAGCGUUGCACCUGUAAACUGGCAGUAUGGGCAGACAUUUGAAGGGAAACAAUUUUGAAACCUUUAUGCAACUAAGGAAUCAGAAUCAAAAUCUUAGGCCCAUAGAAUAUAACUAGGAACUUGAACUUAAGUAUACUGGCAUGUUAAAUCUCAUGAUGGGUAAAACACACAUCAGAAUCAGGCUGCACAAAAUUAGCAGUCUCGUAGUAGAGCCCACAUAAUUUUCAU